UGUAGCAAGUUCUGAUUGGUUCUUUUCCUACGGAGUGUCAGACUCGCCUUGUUAUGAUUGGAUACUAGGAACCGAUGACGUAGCCCAAACAGGUUCUUGGCUUCCUCGGUGAAUGAUGGCGGAGGAUGAGGGCUGCAGGGCAAUGCUGCGGGAGCGGAAGGGGCAAAGUGGUGGAGAGGAAGUGUCCCUGGACAGCGCCUCUACCCCGGAGCCGAACGGCACAAUGAAUGCAGCACAGUAUACGCGGCAGCUGCAGGAAUGGCUCUGGCAAUGUUACUGUGGCUCCAUAUGCUGGCAGAGCAGCUGCGCCACUACCACGGCUUUUCUAAUGAUGAACGCGGCCUCCAGCAGCACCGGGGAGCAACCUGGCAGAGCGGCCAUCAGCAGCAGCAGGAGAGCGACCGGCACAACUCCUACAAGUGGCGGCACAGGAAGCAGUGUCACAGCAGCCGGUCGUGAAUAUGUUAUUCCUACCUUGGCACAGAGGUUCAGAGCUGAAAUGGUGGAUUUCUUCAUCCUGUUUUUCAUAAAAGCAGCUUUUAUCUUAAGUAUAAUGCAUAUUAGUGGAAUCCAAGACAUUUCCAAGUUUACUAUGCAGUACAUCAUUGAAGAAGUAGAUGAGGACACCUCAAUGGAAGAUUUGCAGAAGAUGAUGGUGGUAGCACUUAUCUACAGAAUAGUGGUGUGCUUCUAUGAGAUAAUUUGCAUUUGGGGGGCAGGAGGAGCAACCCCAGGAAAGUUCCUGCUGGGCCUGAGAGUUGUGACAUGUGACAGUUCAGUGCUUAUUGGUCCAAACCGAGUUCUAGUUGUUCCUUCAACAAAUGUAAACCUGACUUCAUCAACAAUACGAGCUGUGAUCAAGAACUUCUCCAUUGCCUUUUUCUUCCCUGCAUUUAUCACUUUACUGUUCUUCCAACAUAACAGAACAGCUUAUGACAUUGUGGCUGGUACCAUAGUUGUAAGAAGAAAUGGGAGAUGAUCCAAGCAGUGUGCAGCCUGUGGCAGUUUACAUCUAGAUUGUAUUUGGGAGAGUCCAUUCCAAGGGCUUGUACAAUCAGUAUAAAAUCAGUACUACAAAAGAGGAGUAUUAUUCAGCACUUACAGAAGGUAAUGGCUAUUUGGGUUUCAGUUCAAUGUAGACCAUAUUUUAGUUUUUCGUUGUCAGACAUAAGAUUGUGUGAGUCUGGGAUUGGAGAAUCAAAUGUCGUCUUGCACUCCAUUGCUGUAAAAGUGACCGCUAUAUCCCAUGAAACAGAAUUAUUAUUAUGUUGAAUAGUUGUAUGUACAAAUAUGAUUCAUUCAAAUAUUUUACAAGACCGACUUAUAAUACUUGUGUUUGUCUUGCUGGCAGAAGUCUUCUUUGUGGGAAUGUGCAAAUUGGGCGCAUUUCCCCUGUAAAUGUUACUAUUGAUGACUGCUAUUUUCAUGAUUUCUACGAAAAGUUUUGUAAAAACCAAACAAAAAGGAAAUCUUUAUUAACAAUAUGAAUUAUUUGAUUAACAUUGAGACUAUGAGAGAUGGCCUUCCUGUAAAGCGGGCCUUUCUGGAUAAUGGGUUUCUGGAUAACAGAUCCCAUACCUGCACUUCAAAGAAAACAAUGAUUUACCACUUUCAGAAACUGCUUUUUUUCUCUGUAGUAAUAAAACAGUAUUUUGUACUUCAUCCCAACUAAACAAUCCUGUUGGGUUUAAUUGAUGUAUAAGUGAAUUUGGAAAAUACAAAUUAUGUAAAGACCCCUUAUCCGGGAAAACAUCAGGUCCCGAGCAUUCUGGAUAACAGGUCCCAUAUCAGUAGUUCCAUGAAGCCUAUUAUUAAAAAAGCACCAAAACAUUACAGUCUGAGCUGAUUUUCACUAAAAUGAACAUUAUUAUUAUGUACUGCACAUGGGGCAGAUUAUUUGGUAGAAGAUUUAUAUUUGUUCCCUCUAGUUGUAAUACUUCAUUAUAAUUAAAAAGCUUUAUUAAUUAAUGUCACUUCAAAGUCUCACUGAUUUAAGUUGUAAGCAAGGAAGGUGCAGGAUAGGAAAAUUGUUAUACUUAGAAUAGACAUUUAGGGUCAGAUUUAUCAAGGGUCGUAGUAAAAAAUUAGAAUUUCAAGCUAUUUUUGUGUAUUCGAUUCGAAUUUGAAAAAAAUUGGAAUAUUUGAAUAUCGAAAUGUAUCAUGUACUGUCUCUUUAAAACUUCGACCAUUCGCCAUCUAAAACCUGCCGAAUUGCUGUUUUAGCCCAUGGGGGACCUCCUAAAACCUAUUUGGAGUCAUUUGGUGGACUUGCCCCAUCCACUAGCUGCUUUUCAGAACCGAGAUGGCGUGUGUUUCACUUUGCUGAUCUGUUUCAUGAGGCAGACUAGUCUGGUAAAUGGAGGGAGACAUUCAGAAUAUAGGAAAAGGGGCUCAUGAGCAGAGGCUGCAGAAGCUGUAGUUUGAGCGAGUCCUGCACAGAUCUAUUGUGUGACAUCUUGUGAUGUAAGAAAAUAUAAACAAGUCCCUGCUACUUUAGCAAUAGGGAAAUAUGUUCUCAAAAGCUGACCAUCCCCUUAACACUUUAGAUUGCUUGACCACUGUCGAAUCUAUCAUCCAUCAUUAAUGGAUAUUGGUAUAAGCUUGCACUGAAAAGUCCAAUAACUGUGACUGAUAAGUAUAUGAUGAACUUUGUAUUUCAAUUCAGUAUUCUUUCAUACCUGGGCCUUGUUCAUGUCAGUUCCCCACAAUUCUGGAUCUUUUCAUAGUAGGAAACUGACAGUUGAAAAGGAGAGGCAAAAAUAUUAUAGAUUCAGUGUUACUGCUACUUAUUUUGCCUCAAGUUUAAGGCAAAUUCAAUGAUUUAGUAAAGCACAAUAGGCAAAUCAGUGGCUCAUGUUAAAAAGCAGUUGCAUUUCCUCUUGAUCUUCAACUAUUUGGGUCUUCAAAAAAAAAAAAAAAGAAAACAAUGCAGGAGCCAUUACUGUGCAGUGUUUGAUCUGAUAAUUAUUACA
Xenopus laevis (African clawed frog) is the source of this 2972-nucleotide messenger RNA. RefSeq names its product family with sequence similarity 8 member A1 L homeolog (gene fam8a1.L). NCBI's taxonomy places the organism in Eukaryota, Metazoa, Chordata, Amphibia, Anura, Pipidae. Bases 113 to 979 code for a protein of 288 amino acids. The transcript has 5 exons. The record is from RefSeq and is a predicted model, not a curated record. Gene Ontology annotation, cellular component: membrane.